UUGCGAAAGGACUACAGUUCCCUAAAAACAUUGUAUCCGGUUUGAGUGUUCAGCGAUUUGAGAACCAGAAGCUUUGAGCACAAGUUACUCGAAAAAGGAUUAGCAACAUAGCUAGAUUGUUCUUUGACUGUUGGAAACAUAUAGCUUGCCACAUUUAAAGACUAUCCAACGGGGCAUCUGAUCUGACAGAGCUGUCCUGACCCCCCCUGAUCCCUGCCCUGACCCCAGCCAUGGCAAUUCUGUUUGCGGUGGUGGCCCGUGGCACCACCAUACUUGCCAAACAUGCCUGGUGCGGUGGAAACUUCCUGGAAGUUACUGAGCAGAUCCUGGCCAAGAUACCUUCGGAGAACAACAAACUCACCUACAGUCACGGCAGCUAUCUCUUCCACUAUAUCUGCCAUGAUAGAAUCAUCUAUCUUUGCAUCACUGAUGAUGACUUUGAGAGGUCUCGUGCGUUCAGCUUCCUGAGUGAGGUGAAGAAGCGCUUCCAGACAACGUAUGGAUCACGAGCACAGACCGCGCUGCCUUACGCCAUGAACAGCGAGUUCUCGUCCACUCUGGCCGCUCAGAUGAAGCACCACUCAGACUCUCGAGGUUCUGACCGUGUGACUGAGACUCAAAUGCAGGUGGACGACCUGAAAGGCAUUAUGGUCCGCAACAUUGACCUUGUAGCUCAGAGGGGAGAGAAGCUGGAGUUGCUUAUUGACAAGACAGAAAAUCUGGUGGAUUCAUCGGUUACCUUCAAGACUACUAGCCGUAACUUGGCAAGAGCCAUGUGUAUGAAAAACCUCAAGCUGACUGUCAUUGUAGUACUAGUGUGCCUGGUGCUCCUCUACAUCAUAGUCUCUGCCUCCUGUGGGGGUCUCAGUUGGCCCAGCUGUGUGAAGAAAUGAGAGACCAAGAGGAAGAGAUGGAAAGAGGGAAAUGGAAAAGAGGAAGAGAGGCAGAAGCCCCCAUUUUAACUCUCCAGCACUCCCCACUCUGGCAGUGGACUCAAAGGGAAACAUACCACUCUCCUCCUCUCUGCUGUCCUCUUCCAGCCUCCACACCCCCGGAACCUUCGUCUUCCUCUUCCUGCCUCCCCCUGUCCAAUCUUUCUCCUGCUCCUCACCAAGGAGGCCAAUGGUUAUGCCAUAACUCUCUCCACUGGAGGAGGGCUCCCCGCCCCCCUCCCCAUACCUUAAAGACUGCAGCUAUCUGGUCUGUGUGCAACACCCGUCUUCUCUGGUACUGUUCUGGUGUUGGUCUGAUUCACCCACCCGGACCCAUGAUUUAAUGUACACCAGAUCUGAUUUAUAACUUGUCUGACACAUUAACCCUCAGAGACAAAAUUACCGUUGCUUUAUAGCAUAAUGAGCCAUUCAACUAUAACAAAUACUGUAUGAACAAUGGGAUAGUCAGGCUUUUACUUUUGGGCAGGUUCUGUCAGACUGAAGAGGCUGGGGUACAUGUCGUGCUUUAGAAACGAGUGAGUAUGAUGAUACAUAAUGCUGUAAAUACGACAGAGUGAUGUGGUGUCAUUUCCUGUCCAGGUGAAGGUCAAGGCCCUGCAGUCUGACAGUUACAAUAGCGUGUUCUCCUAAUUUAACCACUAUAGACGGCCUAUGAAGUAUCUAGCUACUACAGUAGGUUUCCCCUCAGCUGCAUGGCUCUGCCACUAACCCUACUGGUCAGUGUGUUUAAUGUCAAAUGUUUCUAAUGGAAUUGCAACCAGAUGUCUCCCCAGUUUUUCCUGAAACAGCUUCUGUGAUGUCCUGUCUGUUUUGUCAUGGUCAAGGCACAGUUACAGAUGUCUAUAUCUCUCUAUCAUUAUAAUAUGAAAAAGGUUUAUUGCACAAAAGAAUAAGAUGAUGGUUACUGCAUAGAUAUUUCACUUUAAAAACAAUUUAUAGACUGAGUUGUUCCAAUCUCAGUAAGCCAAACCUUAGCUUUUCUCCUGCACUCUAAUCGGGUGCUCAACAUGUCCAUCUGUCUUUUUUCAACAAUGCACUUUUGACAUUGUAUGUUUGCUUCCUGCCAUCAUAUGGUUUAUUAUCAUGUAAUUAUUAAAUUAUUGUACAUCCAGAUUUGAAAUAAUAAAAUAUUAGAAUAUA
Messenger RNA from Hypomesus transpacificus, 2093 nucleotides. RefSeq names its product synaptobrevin-like 1 (gene vamp7). Gene Ontology annotation, biological process: exocytosis; vesicle fusion. Gene Ontology annotation, molecular function: SNARE binding; SNAP receptor activity. Gene Ontology annotation, cellular component: SNARE complex; membrane. Lineage: Eukaryota; Metazoa; Chordata; Actinopteri; Osmeriformes; Osmeridae. The record is from RefSeq and is a predicted model, not a curated record. Bases 231 to 893 code for a protein of 220 amino acids. The transcript has 8 exons.